ACUGGCCUGAUUGGUCUAGUAAAGAAUAUAAUAAAACGCGAGGGUCUGGCAGGUCUCUAUGCUGGCAUUGGGCCAAAUAUGCUCAAGGUGAUACCGGCAGUCAGCAUCUCCUAUGCCUCAUACGAGAUGCUUCGUGAGCAAUUGGGGAUCAAAAAGAAAUAA
This is a messenger RNA of Protopolystoma xenopodis, 162 nucleotides long. Lineage: Eukaryota; Metazoa; Platyhelminthes; Monogenea; Polystomatidea; Polystomatidae. The record is from the annotation of a GenBank genome assembly.